GUCUCAAUAAUGACUUCUCGAAUCUUUGAAGGAUCCACCUUGGCCAGCGAUUAUGCCCGGUAUCGUCCAAGUGUUCCAGCAGUAGUGACUGAAUCUGUUAUCAAACAUAUCAGAGAAGCCACUGGUCCUAAGCUCGGGUUGGUAGUUGAUGUCGGGUGUGGAUCUGGUCAAUUCACCCAAAGUCUUGCUCAAUAUUUCGAUAGAGCUUUAGGAUUUGACGUCAGUGAAGCGCAGAUUGAAGAAGCAAAGAAACACAAUAAAUUCAGUCAUGUCGAAUACAGCAUCUCUCCAGCCGAGGAAUUGCCAUUGGAAAGUGGUUGUGUGGACCUGUUGACUGUUGCAUCUGCAAUCCACUGGUUCGAUAUGCCUACUUUUACACGUGAAGUUGAUCGUAUAUUGAAACCUGGAGGGUGUAUCGCCGUCAUUGGCACUUAUCGCAUCCGGACUAUCGACCACCAAAAUGCACUUAUCAAAGCAAGGCUGAUAGAAUGCAGGGAGAAAUAUACACGAGAGCUGAACAACUACAGAGUCAUAGAUCAACAGACGUACUGCACUUUUUAUGAUACAUUGGAAUUCCCGUCCUACGAUAUGAAAAGGUAUUCUUUGGAAUACGUCCGCACACUGACAGCUCCAGCUUAUAUCAACUUUCUGCAAACAAUCUCGUUUUCCAUUAAGUACCAUGAACGAAAUCCCAAUACAACAUUCUUCGACGAAUACAGAGACAGCUUACACUCUAUCUUGGUUUCCGAGGGAGAGGAAAAUGAGGCAUCUUUCCAGCUCACGUGGUUCUAUGACGUUUUGAUUGCUAGUAAACCUCUUACACAGAGUUAAGCCGCAGAACAUUUUGGUUAUCUGUUUUAUUGAAAUGAUUUUGAUAUCCAUAACAAUAAUAAGAAUGUGAUUUUAUAGUGAGUUGUAAUCAGGGUGUGAAAUCUCUGAUGCUCUAGUAUGCGCGCAAAUUAUAUAAGCAAUUAUAAUAUAUAGCCUGCUGCCCCCGUUGUAUUUCUUUUUAUGCAACCCACUUUUCAACAAAAAAUGAAAUGAAAUGAAAUAAAUAUGAUGGCGAAAAUAAUGUUACGCCACUUGCGAAAAUCUCAUGUUUUCUCGGUCGGACUCAUUAAUAAGAUAAAUUUGUAUAGCGCAGGCACUCUACUGCGCUUUGGUCAGUUACUGUAAACGCUUUCCUUCAUGCACAGAAUGUGUCUUAGGGCCUUUUCAUACGUGAAUCUUGAAUCAUCAUUGUAAUGAUGAUUGUUAUUGUAAUCACAGGGGCGGAAAUCUCUCCCAAAAGGUAGGGGGGACACAGGGGCGGAUCCAGCCUUCGCCAAUAGGGGGGGGGCGAAAAUUUGUUUCAGCCAUAUUUUCCCCGAUCGGCAGCUCGAAGAUGAUUUGUGUUUGUUUCUUUGAAGGGGUAGUCCUCAUCAGUCACUUCUAAGCUUUAUUCUUAUAAAUUCAUAUAUAAUAUCAUAAUCCUUAAUUAUAUGAUGCGAGCGCGUAGCGAGCUAAUAUUUUGGAAGUUUUCAUGUAUUUUUUCUUAAAAUUUGAACAUUCUGGGCAAUGUUUGUUAUCCUGAAAAAAAUCUGUAUGCAACUUAAUAAUUACUACGAACGCAAAGCGCGAGCAAAAAUGAACUGAUGGAAAAGAUACCUGUUAAAGACUGCGUGCAGUUAGCAUUUAACAAUCAAAUAAUGCGAGCGCGAGCUGAUUUUUUUUUACAUUUUCACCUAAAGAAUGGAAAUUCUAAGCACUUUUUGUAACUCAAGCAGAAUAGGUAUAUAAGAAGACAAUUGAUGCGAUCGCGAAGCGCGAGCGGAAAAUUUCGAGAUUUAGUCCUUUAAUAUUUACUGAACGAGACACUCUAUUCAUGUUUUGUAAAUCAUGAAAAGGAUGAGUAUUAGUCAUGCGAGCGCAUAGCGCGAGCAGAAAAUUUUUAUAUACGUACCUGUUGAAAAGGUACCUGUUACGAACUACUUGCACUUAGCCAUGAAGGCGUUACAUAUUUCAUCAAUCAAAAAAUGCGAGCGCAAAGCGCGAGCUGAAAAUUUCUAAAGAAAGAAUGGAAAAUUUUAAUCAAUUUUUGUAAUCGUGAACAGGAUAGCUAUAUAAUUCAACAAUUGAUGCGAGCGCGAAGCCCGAUCAGAAAAAAAUCGAGAUUUAGACCUAAAAAUGGGCCACCCUGUUCAUGUUUUGUAAACAGCCAUAGGCUGAUCGAGGGAUUUUUACCGUGUUUAAAUAAAAUAAAUCAAUCAAAAUCAAUGUUUUGUAAAUCAUGAAAAGGAUGAGUAAUAGGGGGUCUUCCUACAUUAAUAAUGCGAGCACAAAGCGCGAGCGGAAAAUUUUGAUAUUGUGAUCUGAAACUGGAUAAUGAUUCAAAUAGAGAACAAGUUGAGUAUUUUAAUAAACAUGCGCGCGCGUGUUUCAUAUUUAGACCUAGAAUCUAGGCAUUCUAAAUACAUCUUUUAUCAUGAAAAUCAUGAAACUUUGAUACUCCGAUUUGAAAAAAAGAGUCAAUUACAGCUUUAUAUUUCAAGCACUUUGUAGGAAAAUUGUAAGGUGGAUAUGGAUUGCUCUUAAAAAAAAGAGCUAAAAUUGUUAUUAUUAUUACUUUGAGUUUUGACAUAGGACCGGGACAUCCUUACGACAUGUCAUGAAAAUGAUGACUAUCUUCCUAUUCCUCUUGCUAAGCGCGAGAUGAAACAAAAGGGACAAUUUAGUUAUUAAAUUAAUAUCAUAUUUAUUAACGCCUAAUGAGGGCGCGAAAUCUGAUG
Lytechinus pictus (painted urchin) is the source of this 2768-nucleotide messenger RNA. RefSeq lists its product as uncharacterized. NCBI's taxonomy places the organism in Eukaryota, Metazoa, Echinodermata, Echinoidea, Temnopleuroida, Toxopneustidae. Gene Ontology annotation, molecular function: S-adenosylmethionine-dependent methyltransferase activity. The coding region runs from base 10 to 831 and encodes 273 amino acids. The transcript has 6 exons. The record is from RefSeq and is a predicted model, not a curated record.